Molecule: messenger RNA, 3612 nt
Organism: Apus apus (common swift)
Lineage: Eukaryota; Metazoa; Chordata; Aves; Apodiformes; Apodidae
Product: erlin-2
Exons: 12
Coding region: 45-1121 (358 amino acids)
Biological process (GO): SREBP signaling pathway
Cellular component (GO): endoplasmic reticulum membrane; endoplasmic reticulum
Molecular function (GO): ubiquitin protein ligase binding; cholesterol binding
Source: RefSeq, a predicted model, not a curated record
AUGACGUUUCGGGGCCGCCGUCAAAAGCCGCCGCCGCUCCCGGCAUGGCCCAGCUGGCCGCCGCCGCCGCGCUCGCCCUCGCUUUCCUCGUCUCCGCCUUCCUCUCUGCCAUCCACAAGGUGGAGGAAGGGCACAUCGGCGUCUACUACCGCGGCGGCGCGUUGCUGACCGCCACCAGCGGGCCCGGCUUCCACCUCAUGCUGCCCUUCAUCACGUACUACAAGUCAGUGCAGACCACCCUGCAGACUGAUGAGGUGAAAAACGUUCCCUGCGGGACCAGUGGAGGAGUGAUGAUUUAUUUUGACAGAAUCGAGGUGGUGAAUUUCCUGAUCCAGAGUGCAGUCUAUGACAUCGUGAAGAACUACACUGCUGACUAUGACAAAGCUCUGAUCUUCAACAAGAUUCACCACGAGCUGAACCAGUUCUGCAGUGUCCACACGCUGCAGGAGGUCUACAUUGAGCUGUUUGCCCCUCCUGGGAACACUGCUGUCCUGAGAGCCUGUCCCUGGAGCAGGGAUCAGAUUGAUGAAAACCUGAAACUGGCCCUGCAGCAAGACCUGACUACAAUGGCCCCCGGCCUGAUCAUCCAGGCAGUUCGAGUUACAAAGCCAAACAUCCCUGAAACAAUCCGGAGGAAUUAUGAGCUGAUGGAGAGCGAGAAGACGAAGCUGCUGAUUGCAGCCCAGAAGCAGAAGGUGGUGGAGAAGGAAGCAGAGACAGAAAGGAAGAAAGCCCUGAUUGAGGCAGAAAAAAUUGCACAAGUCGCUGAAAUAACCUAUGGACAGAAAGUGAUGGAGAAGGAAACAGAGAAGCGAAUUUCAGAGAUUGAAGAUGCUGCAUUUCUGGCCCGAGAGAAGGCCAGGGCUGAUGCUGAGUGCUACACUGCCAUGAAGGUCGCCGAGGCUAACAAGCUGAAGUUGACUCCUGAGUACCUGCAGCUGAUGAAAUACAAGGCUAUUGCAGCAAACAGCAAGAUCUAUUUUGGCAAAGAUAUUCCCAACAUGUUUAUGGACUAUGCAGGAAGCCAGACCAAAUUUGCAGAGGGACUAGCAGAAGGAAUCCAAGAAGAGGAAGGGGGAGGAACCAGUGAGGACACAAAACUACUUCAUAAUGUCAACUGAAAAGAUUUCUAUUUGGCUGAUAACAAAAGAAACAUGAACUGGGAAGUUCCUUUUUUGCUUUCCCCAUUUGUUCUACUGAAAGAGAGGAAUCAGACUUAAUACUUUCAAUCUUUUGUAUGACAAUUAGACUCAAAGACUUUGUUAUUUAUGGGGUGUUUUUUUUCCAGUAACUUGUAUGCAGCCAGCUCCAGGAAUGCCCUCUACAUGCACCUCUCCCUCUGGGACGUGUAGACCAAAUUACUCUGGAGAGGCUACCUAGAGUGUUCUGCAGCCAGCUUAGAGGGGCACUUAGUUAAUUUUGGGUUGAGAUGGUUUGUAGCAAUUAGCAGUAAAGACAUGUUGAAGUUUUGAAGGGAAGGGAAUUGCUGCUACAACUCAUUUUGGUUUGGUUUGGUUUUUUUUCCUUGUUGGAAAUUCCAGUACUUUUAUUUCAUACCCCCUUAAAAAAAGAAAAAAAGGGUGCUAGACUUUUGUACACUACUUGUGUCUGAAGGCCCAGGCCUUGUCUAAGUGGUAGGUUACUGCCUGGGAUGUGAGACAGUCCAAGAGGCUGUGUCCACACUCCAGGCUCUUCCUGAACAAAUGCACAAAAGCAUCCCCUGGUUUGCCUGGGAGAGCAGCAAGUUCCACAAGUUCAGCUGCAACCCUGCAGGUUACCCAGUGAGUGUGGGGGGAUGGAAGCCUCAGACUGUGUCACAGGUAGUGCCCCAGACUGUUUAUUUUCUGCAUCUUAACACUGCUUUGUUUUCCCUUUGUCAUAUUUGGGGAGGAUGUGGCUUGAGAGUUUUUGGCAGCAGGGUACCUGCUAGGUGGGAGGUGGAGGCAGUGUCCUGGGCAGGCAGCAGUUGGACUUGGAUGUCCAGUGAGACCAGAGUGGAAGCCUCAUUCUGGUCACAGCCAUCAGAGCUAGAGAAACUGGGGAGAAAAGAAUUUUUGUCUCAGGGACCCUGACUUUGCAAAAAGCUUUCCUGGCAAGUAGCUGCUGGAAUGACACUGCCAGGGUCAGAGCAGUUUAUUACCUGACUCUGCAAGAGCAACUGGACUAAAUGUUUACAGUGUCUUCCUCAAGAAGACAUUCAGGUAAACUGAAACAAACAGAACCAAGUUACUGUUCAUUUUGGGUUUGGUUUUUUUUCUGAGUAGACCUUGUGCAUUGAAGUUUUCCUAGUAGCAAAGCACACAGAACAUCAUACUGAAAAGGCACAGAGCAAAGAAAAUAGUCUCUGGCCUGUCCCAAGACAAGUUUUCCUUCUAUGCUCAGAAGGAUGCUAUGGAAUGUAUGAUAUAUUAACAGCAACACUCAUCAAUUCCCCACAUACCAGCUGCAAAGAGGUAACAAGAGCUUGUCUUGUACAUAUGCAAAACUUGACCUAGUAUUAAAGACAAAAGUCCAGGCCUGGAGAGCAAAGUUUUUCUUUCCCUAAUCCAUCUGCCACUUGGCAGGAGAGCCUCUUUAUUAACUACAGUGCUAAUUUGCAGCCAGCACACUAAUGGCAGGUGAUGCAAGGGUGAGUGCUGAGCUGUCAGAGACUAGCACGUUGCCUUUACAAUCCUGUGUCCCAAACACUUGGUGUCACUUGUCAGUGUCUCACACAUGCAUUAACCUUUAACAAGGCAAUCACACUAAGAUGCAAACCUGCUUAAUUGGAGCUGUUAGUUCCAGUCUUUUUAUUAGUUUUCCUUGUUAAGAGAGUGACUUGUUGAGACUUAGGAGGACUAGUCCCAUCUCCUGUGUCUCAUCUUUGUAGAUGUUAGAAAACAGGAGCCAAGGGAAGUUCCUUCUUUGUAUUAUGUUGGAAAACAGGAGCCAACUGUGCACUGCAGGGGGGAGCACAGCAGUGGAAAAAUGGCAGCAGUAGCUCUAAGCUGUGAUAUUGCUGACUUUUAUGAGCAAGGAAGAGCAGGGACAUAAAUGGUACCUAAGCCUUUGAGGAUGAUCUUGUUUGGCAAUGUUAGACAUUUCCAUUAACAACUACAAACUCCUUUUUAUGUAAGUGUUUUUCAUGAAUAAAAAGACCCAAAUAAAUGGAAGUGGUAUUAUAAACUGUGUUCAUGCAUGGUAGGAAAAUGGUUUGUAAUAAAUAGGUCUUAAUGAAUUUUUUAAAAUUGAAAACAUUACUGUUAAAGUAUUCCUGUAAUUUAGUUGAAGUGUGAGAGUACAAAAAACAGUUGCAAUCUUACCAGCCUUGACAAGCCAGAAUCUAUUGUUUUCAUUCAGGUUUUUCAUUGUAUGUAUAAUUUCCUUGAUCUUCCAGAUUAGGUGUGUCACUACCUGUAAAUCUUUAUUCCAGCUCUCUAACUGAGAUUUUGUCCAAAGCUCUUGAAAUCUUGACAUGAAGAGCUGAGUUAUAAAACAGCUGUCUAAUAAAGAAAACACAGCUUUGUGGCAAUGCUGGUGCCUGAGAGUGGCUUUUGGAAAUGUCUUGUGUAUGAAGUUAAAAGCCUUUUUAUUUUAGUAUUUGCUAUGACAAUAAAAUGGCCUUCAAUUUUA